Thunnus maccoyii (southern bluefin tuna) is the source of this 4419-nucleotide messenger RNA. RefSeq names its product abhydrolase domain containing 13 (gene abhd13). The record is from RefSeq and is a predicted model, not a curated record. The transcript has 2 exons. Lineage: Eukaryota; Metazoa; Chordata; Actinopteri; Scombriformes; Scombridae. Gene Ontology annotation, molecular function: palmitoyl-(protein) hydrolase activity. Bases 481 to 1536 code for a protein of 351 amino acids. Gene Ontology annotation, cellular component: membrane.
AAAUUGAAUUGCACAUGCAAUGUCGACUACUAAACUUUAGCUGACUGUAUUUAACGCCCAACGUGUUGUGUUGCACAUUACACGGCGUUUUAAAUCAUACAUGAUUGAUAUGAGGAAUUAGUUAGCGCUGCUCUCUCCAUAACAAUAUGUCAGACAGUAUUUCAGCACGCUGCAGCACUGUGAAGCACAGGUUUUACGCGGAACCUUGUGUCUUGUGCUGAGCUCAACACGGAGCUCUUGGCGGCUACAUCAGGGGUGCUAACCAGCUGUGCUGCUGCUAGCCUCGCCGGUUCUUGCUGACAGUCACUCACCUCGCGUCCUCGCCACUUAAACUUCCACUAUAAUUUAGUUAACUGCUACAGAGCUGAAUGACAGUGACUGUGCUGUUUGUGUGUUACUGUUUUGUAAAAGAAUCAUGCAGCUGAGGCAUUAAAAAUGAGAGAAGGAGUGUGUGUUGUGUGACUCAGCUCUUGUGUAGCGAUGGAGAAGCCCUGGAGGCUGUGGGGGGCAAUGGAGCGGUGUACCCUGACUCUGGCCUCCUGGUCUUGGGGUGCCUGUCGCGUCUCCCUGUUGGCCCUAAUCCUAACCUUUCACCUAUAUGGAGGAUUUUUUCUCCUGGCUCUCAUCCUAGCCUCUGUGGCGGGCAUCCUCUACAAAUUCCAGGAUGUGCUCCUCUACUUCCCCGACCAGCCCUCCUCCUCUCGCCUUUAUGUUCCCAUGCCGACGGGAAUCCCACAUGAGAAUGUGUACAUUCGCACCAAGGACGGUGUGAAGCUCAACCUUAUCCUGCUUCGCUACACAGGAGGGGACAUGCCUCCUGGAGUCACCCCUGGCAAUCAAAGCAGCCCUUCCUCCUCAGCUCCACCUACCAUCCUUUAUUUCCAUGGUAAUGCAGGCAAUAUAGGUCACAGGGUGCCAAACGCUCUGCUGAUGCUGGUCAAUCUGAAAGCCAACGUGGUGCUGGUGGACUAUCGUGGCUAUGGAAAGAGCGAGGGUGAGCCCAGCGAGGAUGGGCUGUACCUGGAUGCCGAGGCCACGCUGGACUAUGUCAUGACCCGUCCUGAUCUGGACAAGACAAAGGUGGUACUGUUUGGCCGCUCACUAGGUGGUGCUGUGGCCGUGCGCUUGGCGUCAGUCAAUCCUCACCGUGUAGCAGCCAUUAUUGUUGAAAAUACCUUCCUCAGCAUCCCACACAUGGCAGCGACACUCUUCUCCUUCUUGCCCAUGCGCCUGCUUCCCUUGUGGUGCUACAGGAAUCAGUUCCUGUCCUAUCGGCAGGUGGCGCUCUGCCGCAUGCCCUCUCUGUUCGUGUCUGGUCUGUCGGACCAGCUCAUCCCACCAGUCAUGAUGAAACAACUGUAUGAGCUGUCUCCUGCACGGACUAAACGCCUGGCUAUCUUUCCAGAGGGCACACACAACGACACGUGGCAGUGUCAGGGCUACUUCGCUGCUUUGGAGCAGUUCAUAAAAGACCUGAUGAAGAGCCAUGCCCAUGAAGAGAGUGCUCAGCCCUCUGCUAGUGUCACCAUUAUCUGACAGGAAUGACUGACUAAAGGUUAUGGGCUGGAUGAAGGAAAGGCAGUCAAGAAAUUGAUGAGACUGACAUAAUAGAUUUUUUGGGAAGAAUGUAAAUUUUUUUAUGCUUUUGUCUGGGUUUUUAUUUUAUUUCACUCUUUUUACCUUUCUGUAAAUGUAACAUCUUUGUCAAAAUGAUUUGACUUAGUCAAGGUUUUAAGAAAGGGAAACAUUACCCUCAUAGGUUAUUUUGUGUUUCAACUCUGAAUGCAUGUACUUGUGACCUUUUUAUGAAUGAAGCCAGAGCAUACAUGCUCACACUGAAAGAUGUGUCACAACCACAAAAGAAUCAGCUGUGGUGCGUCUACUGAAAUUAAUUACAAUCACUGAAACAAUUGCGCUUUCUAUAAUGACCCUAUAAGGUCCUACAGUAUAUCAGUGAAAACAGAUUACUACUGCAAUUCAAAUUACACUUCUUCUGAAAUACAAAAUGAGACACUGAGGAUAUGUAGGCCUAUACUGUGUAUAUAUAUAAAUAUGUUUUGUCAAUACAUUGCACUUUUUUGUUCAAGUUUACUCAAGUGUUGCGUUUCGUAGGCUAACAUCUUCUGAGCAAUACUUAGAGGAACAUAAGGAUGUUUUUUCUUUCCCCUUUUGGUGAGGAACAUUAAUAUUGAGUACUUGCAGCAGCUUGGCAUGUCAUGACAUUGUAGUGAUCAGUAUAUAUGUACCCUUGAAAAUUUUGUUUGGCACAAUAGUGUAAAGAUUUGUGCUGCUGAAUAGUUAUAUUCAGCUACAAAAAGUCAUUUGUUGGCUGAAAUAAAGAGGUCCCUAAGAUAAUGUUGACAAGUUUGUCCCCAUCAAAGAUAAGUUGUCCUUAAGAUCUUUUUCUUAUCAGACUUCUUGUGUUUCUAUGUGACAGGGAUAAGCUACAAGAUAUUCUUCCUGGCACUGUGUCCUGUUUAAAGACAACUAGCUCACAGGAUUGUCUUUACUCUGAAAUUGGUCGGACUUCCUAUUGAGCAGCUUUGGCUCCUGUAGUUUGGUAAGGAGCGUUUGUUCUGGGUGUGGUCUGUCUUGAUACAGCACUGUAACACAUAUGAACAUUGAAAAAGUUACUGGUUGGUGUAGUCCUCCUGUUCAUACUAGCCGUCAAGAGAGUUUAACUGAAGCGAAAAUGAGGCUUCAGCAGUCUGAGUUAGCCAAAUUAAGUGGAUAUUCUCUAAAGUUGAGCCACCUGUUGAGUGCAAAAUUCUGUUUUUGCGUCACUACUGCAUUUCUGCAGAUCAACAAGGAAAUGAUGUCUUGCAAAACACAAAAAGGAAAUUUUGGGUGAAAAAGAGUAACCUCGAAAGAUACUGUCUUUUUUUUGUCUAACUCAGACUGCAGAAGCCUCAUAUUAGCUUCAGCAGAACUUAGUUUUUUUCCUCAAUCUAUUUAAUUGGAGAAGCAAUAGGAACGGAUUUCUUAACAGUUAGUAUAGACAGGAUUACAAUCACUAAUAACUCUUUCAACAUACGUACAUAUGUGCAUGAGAGUAUUGUAUUAAGAUAGUCUUGAAAAAUCUGAAUCUGUCCUUUUAAUUAUUGGAAAUUAAAUUGUAAGCUUUUUAACAAACAUAAUUUGUUAUUGUCAUCAGCGUUAUAAUUGUCAUUUGGAGGAUUCUAGGUUCUCGUCUCACCCGAUGCUUGUGUGGCAAAAUGGCUUUACUCACUUGGAGGGCUUUUAAUGAGCUAAUUAACCAUUCCUGCAUGUCUUCCAGGGGGUGGAGCAGAGCCUGACAAUUUAAAACACUGUUAUCUGCUCUUGCUUUCAAAAUGCAGCACGCUGCACUGCAGAGGUAUCAAAGCCAUUUAAAUACACAACGGAUUUCCUUAGCCAUAUGUGAUACUGUUUGUUAAACAGUAUGCUAAACAAAAUUAAACACCGAAAGACCAAAUAUGUUUGUGUCAGUGUGUUAACAACUUGAACAAUGGUGUAAAGGCUACUAUGAAUGUAAAUUUUGGUCUUAAAUGAACAAGUGUGCUUUAUAAGAAAUAAUGUACAGAUAAUCUUUUCUCCCUUUUUCGUGUGACAUUUUCCCAGCAGUGGCACUGAACCAUUUCAGACGUUUUUGUAAUAUACGUAACCCCCAUGAUCAGUUAGAUGCAGUUUUAUGAUUUUUACCCAUCAUAUGUUGGCAGUGCACAUUGUGCAGUCUGAUUUCUUAACGUGAGUGCAUACUCGUGUCCUUCCACACACUUUCUUUUACACACUGCUCUUAGUUUGCAUUGCACCCUCUCUUCAUUCAUUCACUUGAUUUUGUUGUUUUGGUGGCUGGCCUAAAGCAAAAUUAAUAAUACAUAGAAUUAUUGUGUUGGUUUUUAUCCUGAAAUGUGUUGUUACUGUCAAGACCCUGAUGUUGAAAAGAAAUGGAAUCAAACUGAAUGUCUGUUCAUUUUUUUUUUUUUUUUAUAAAGAAAAUAAUUUGCUAGUUAUUGUGCGACUGCACUAUGGAACAUACUUUUAAAUGUUCUUCUGAUUGUGAAUAAAGUGGUAUGAAUGCUGUUCAAAGUGUUGGCAUAAUUGGAAAUUUGUGAGUUGCGUUUGCAAGCUGGCAUGUGAUUAUGUUGAGUCUUGGCAAAUUUCUGUAAUGAGCCUGCACAGUGUUGACAUUAUUUCUGUACAUUUACCGUGACAUGCAGUGACUCCACAUUGAAGAAACAUUGAUGGGAUAUGUGAACAGUCAGACAUCUGAAUGAUUCAUCUUUAUCUUUAGUAUGAAACAGUCAGUUUAAGGAAUUUUUCCAUUUUAGAGUUGUUUCUUUUCUAUUUAAGAACAAUGUCGACAACUUCUUUUGUAAGCACACAUUUUCACUUUCUAUUUUCUGUACUGUAACAUGUAAUAAAAUUGAUACAUGAAAA